AUGCAUAAUUAUAGAUCUAUACAUCAAUUUCAUAAUGUUGACUAUAAGAAUUUCAGAAUAUCAAUAACUAUCAUUAAAUAUAUGAUUGUUGCAAUAUCCAUAAUUUCCUUAAUCAUGAAAUAUCUUAUAAUUUUCAGGUACUUAAAACCACUUGUCUGUGGUAACACCGAGGAGGACCAAGCCCUGGGAGCUAAAAUGGUGUACCUCUCCAAGCAAGUGAAUUCUCUCCAGCACCAUGUGGAAGAAAACAAGCUUGAUCGGCGUACAGUUUGCUGGAGGGAAGUAGAUGACCUGACUGACUUCCCCUGCCUGGAUGAGGAACAGCUCCGACUUCUCACUUGUGGUACCUAUCAGUUGCGUCUAUCACCGUCAUACGCUCAGGAGCAUGUUGAGGGGGACUGCAACAUCCAAGUUCACAGGGAGGAUCCAGGUCUUCUACGCAUAAAGCUACAAAGCAGGCAUGUCUCAUCAAGGACCUACUUAUUGUGGAUACAGUACGAUAUAGGUGAAAUAAAAGCUUGGUACUGUAAGUGCAGAGCUGGUGCACGUGUUGUAGGGAUGUGUUCUCAUGUCGCUGCUAUCCUGUGGUAUCUAGGGUAUGCUCGCCAUCACAGGGAAGAAAGAAUGGGUGUUCGAGACUGGGGGGAGUUUGUCGAUGAUGCCACACUAAUUGAUGAUUCUGAUAGUUCCAGCAACAGUGAUGAAAGUGGACCAGAGGAGUAACAUUUUCAAUUUAAGUAUUGUAUGUAAUACUGUAUAUGUAUUAUCUGUACCAAUGCAUUUGUAUAAUUCACAUGAUUUAAACUCAAGUAAUUCUUCAGUAAUUAAAAAUUAUGUUUGUUAAUUACAAAUACAUCAACUCAUAGCAUGCACACAAUGAUUUUUAACAUGUAGUUUUAUUCCUAGAAAUCUGUAGAAUAUGGAAACUUGUGCUAGACAAUAGAUUUAUAACCUUUCUUUACCAGUGAUGCAUUUGUUGACAAUGAACAGGGUAUUUGAUUUUAGCAGAAUAAAUACUUAUUAUAUACUACUACUAUUAUUAUUAUGAUACUUAACUGGUACAUGAACAAACAUGAUUUCUAAGUGUUAUUUUCUGUAUAGAUCUACAUGGUACUUCUAUUGUUGGGAAGAUUCAUCUAAAUAUUAUGUAACAGGAAAAUAUAUUUUAUAAAAGCAACACCUGUAAAUACAGUAAUAUGUGUUUUAGCAGUGUUUUGUCUGUCUUAAUGUUCACUUGUAAGUUGUACAUAUGUAUUACUCUUGAUUUUGAGUCAAUCCUGAGGACACUUUGAUUGUUUAUUAUUCAAACUGUUAUGAAAAUAUACCAAUUUAGAUUAUUUCUCAUUCUGUAGCAUUUACAAGCAUGUAUAUACACAUGUAAAAUGCAAUAUAUUAUAAUCCAAACAUUUAAAAACUACAUAGAUUUAGGAUGUCAAAGAUGUAUAUAUAUUCUAUUUCAAAUAUGUAUCUAAAUCUAAUUUUGUGAAAUUGAUUUUAAAAAAAAUCUAUAUUAAUGAUUUUUAGACCACAUAAUUUACGUUCUGUCAGUCAAAAAUGUACAGUAUUGCAUAAACAUAUAAAAAUGUUGAUUAAAAUACGUCAGUAUCUUUAGAUGAUUAAUACGUAUAGGAAUAUACAAUUAUUGAUAAAGAUAUAUACAGUAAGAUUUUCUACAGUAUCAUUUUUCAUAUCGUAUUUCAGAAUCAAAUAAUAAUAUACUCAUUUUGACCCC
Molecule: messenger RNA, 1732 nt
Organism: Ostrea edulis (European flat oyster)
Lineage: Eukaryota; Metazoa; Mollusca; Bivalvia; Ostreida; Ostreidae
Exons: 1
Coding region: 1-723 (240 amino acids)
Molecular function (GO): zinc ion binding
Source: RefSeq, a predicted model, not a curated record